Messenger RNA from Coccomyxa subellipsoidea C-169, 1387 nucleotides. RefSeq names its product Ribokinase-like protein. The transcript has 7 exons. Lineage: Eukaryota; Viridiplantae; Chlorophyta; Trebouxiophyceae; Coccomyxaceae. The record is from RefSeq and is a predicted model, not a curated record. Gene Ontology annotation, molecular function: kinase activity. The coding region runs from base 32 to 1237 and encodes 401 amino acids.
AUUUGUAAUUUUUCGGUGCAAUUUAGCACUCAUGGUGGGCAUAGCGGGUGCCCAGCACAUGGGGAUCAGAUCGGGCUUACACGGGCACCCCUCAAGUGCACAUCCCUUUCGCUCCUCGCCUGUCACCCCUCAGCUGCCACGAAGACAUACAAAGAAGUCCAAACGACUGCAAAAGAUACAAGCGAUGGCUGGAGACGGAAUCGGUCAGCCUACCGGCACGGUGAUAUCUUUUGGGGAAGCCCUUUUCGAUUGCCUUGCGAAUGAGAAGGGUGUCCCAAAGGAGGAAGUGAAGUCAUGGACGCCCUAUCCAGGCGGUGCACCCGCUAAUGUGGCUGCUGCCAUCGCCAAGCUGAAUGUGAAGGUUGCCUUCAUCAGCGCCCUGGGCAAAGAUGACCUGGCCGAACAGAUGAUGGAUCUGCUGUCAGAGCGGGGAGUGGAUGUCAGCGGUGUGCAGCAGGUGGAUCUGCCGACCAGAGAUGUGCUGGUGGUCUACGACAGCUCAGGGGACCGCCAGUUUGUGGGUUUUGGAGGGCCCAAUGAGAGCUUUGCGGACACUGCCAUAUCAGCAGACAAGCUGCCCCUCGAGGCGCUGCAGAGCGCAUCAGCCCUCGUGACAGGCACCCUUGGCCUCAGCUUCCCAGUCACUGCUGCAGCCAUGCACAAAGCCGUCGAGGCUGCCAAGUCCGGCAGCGCAGUCGUGGUGGUCGAUGUCAAUUGGCGGCCGGUCUUUUGGGACGAUGAGAACCAGGCACCUGGCAUCAUUCUGCCCUAUGUCAGCAAGGCCGACAUCGUGAAACUGUCGGAUGAAGAGGCUGAGUGGCUGUUUGGCCUGUCCGCCUCCGACGCUCUCCAACACCCAGACAAGGUGCUGGAGCAGUUGCCAGGAGUGAAGGGUGUAUUAGUGACUGGGGGUGGGGCUGGGUGCUCCUAUGCAUUCCAUGGGGCUGGUGGCAAGAUAGACUACACAGGCAUCGUUCCUGUGCUCAAGGUGGAGUCCACUGACACGACUGGCGCUGGAGAUGCCUUCUUGGGAGGCUUCAUAGCAUCCCUUGUGAAGCUGGGAGGACUAGGGGCAUUGCAGGCGGAUGCUGACAAGUUGCGACGAGCUGUGGAGUUUGCAGCAGCCUGCGGAGCAUUCACCACUACAAAGCCAGGGGCCAUUGGUGCGCAGCCGUCAGAGCAGGAUGCAGAGAACCUUCUCAAAAGUGCUUCAUUCGCCUCAGCACCUGCAGCUUAGGACGUCUUGUUGAUAUAUUUGGCACCCCCUGUGACAUAAUUCCUUACGUGUGAGUCUUUUUAGUCCUGUGUGUCAAUGACAUCAUUGUUGCUCUGAGCAUAAGACCGGAAAACGGUAUGGAACGAUUGUAAUAACCACAAUAUUGCAAUC